Molecule: messenger RNA, 1551 nt
Organism: Lentinula edodes (shiitake mushroom)
Lineage: Eukaryota; Fungi; Basidiomycota; Agaricomycetes; Agaricales; Omphalotaceae
Product: cytochrome P450
Exons: 14
Coding region: 1-1551 (516 amino acids)
Molecular function (GO): iron ion binding; monooxygenase activity; oxidoreductase activity, acting on paired donors, with incorporation or reduction of molecular oxygen
Source: RefSeq, a predicted model, not a curated record
AUGGCUCUCAACGUUCUUACCGUGCUCGAUCUCUGCUUCGCUGUCGUCGGUCUCAUCAUUUUACGACGCAUUUUUGGUCCAAAGUCGUUACCGCUCCCUCCUGGUCCCAAGGGCCUGCCACUUAUUGGCAACAUUCUCGAUAUGCCUACCGAAAAAGAGUGGGAGACAUUCGCUCAGUGGGGCGAUGCUUUUGGAGAUAUUUGUUCGGUAACAGUUCUCGGACAGCCUCUCAUCAUUCUUAGUUCCGCAAAAGUCGCUGUCGAUUUAUUGGACAAACGCUCUUCAAUCUACUCCGAUAGACCCGUGCUCCAAAUGGGUGGCGAGCUCGUUGGCUGGAAGAACACUCUCGUGCUCCUGCAGUACGGGGACCGAUUCAAGCGAUUCCGAAAGUUGUUCCACAAUCUGAUUGGGUCACAUGCGACGAUGCGGCAGUAUUUUCCUGCACAGGAGCUGGAGGCGAAGAAGUUCUUAAGAAAGGUGCUUGCGGAGCCGGAUGACUUGCAAGCACAUGUAAGGAGGUUAGCCGGUGCUGUGGUCCUCCGUAUUUCGCAUGGAUACGAAGUGCAAGAACAUAAAGAAGAUCCUUUUGUGACGCUGGCCAAUAGCGCUACUGAACAGUUCUCGCUUGCAACAUCAACUGGACAAUUCAUGGUUGAUUGUAUUCCUGCUCUUCGACAUGUACCCGACUGGGUGCCUGGAGCGGAUUUCAAGCGAAAAGCUAAACAAUGGGCCGCCACCCUCAUAGAACUUGUCGAACAACCUCACAACUUCGUUAAACAGCAGAUGCUUGCUGGGACGGCGAGUAUCUCCUUUACCAGCUCAAUGUUGGAAAGUAAGCAGCUUACCGAGGAGGAAGAAUUCGAUCUUAAAUGGUCCGCGGCUUCGUUGUAUAGCGGAGCUGCUGACACAACGGUCAGCGCAAUUUAUGCCUUUUUCCUCGCAAUGACACUGUACCCGGAAGUCGCGCGCAAAGCACAGGCUGAAAUCGAUGCAGUGGUUGGGAAUGACAGGUUGCCUACAUUUGCGGAUCGCGAACACCUUCCGUAUGUGGACGCAGUCGUAAAAGAAGUUUUCAGAUGGAAUGUCGUUACUCCCUUGGCGGUCCCUCAUCGUGCAACGCAAGAUGACUUCUAUGAUGGAUAUUUUAUUCCGAAAGGGUCUUUACUUAUUCCAAAUCUUUGGAAACUCACGCACGAUUCGCGUGUAUAUCAUGAUCCGUUCGAGUUCAAGCCCGAGCGGUUUCUUGCUGAUCUUCUUGCAACAGAAGGGCUGGGGAGACAGGUGGAACCCCAUCCUCGAGAAACGUGUUUCGGGUUUGGAAGGCGCAUUUGCCCGGGCAUGCACCUCGCUGAUACCACCGUUUUUGCUUGCUGCGUCACAUCUCUAGCGAUAUUGGACAUUGACAAGUGCAACGAGAACGGCGUUGUGAUUGAACCGGUGAAUGAUCAAACGAGUGGGACGAUCAGUCAUCCAAAACCUUUCAAGUGCAGCAUCAAGCCUCGUUCACCAAAAGCAGUGGCACUUGUUCAAUCCUCCGACGAACAAUUUUAG